Molecule: messenger RNA, 4153 nt
Organism: Polypterus senegalus (gray bichir)
Lineage: Eukaryota; Metazoa; Chordata; Cladistia; Polypteriformes; Polypteridae
Product: protein rapunzel-like
Exons: 3
Coding region: 366-1043 (225 amino acids)
Source: RefSeq, a predicted model, not a curated record
CUGAAACCAGGAUAUUGAAGACAAUGCAAAAGCGUUAGCAUUGUACAUCCUGACGCUACUCUGCCCUUUCAGUCAGAUUUUAUACAGCUCGAAACAAGGGGGAACAAGAAUGUAUUUAAGAGAUGACACUCCUUAGCCUCCCUGAAGAAAAGACUAUAUUCAAACCUAAUAUCCAGGAAGGGACUAUUUGGACUACACCUUAACAGUAAAACAGUGAACCAACAUAUUUUUUCCCAUGUGUAUUGAAGGAGUAAUGGAAGGCUGCAUUCCUGUCAAGUUAAAUUGAUCUCCGGAUAUUAUAUUCUCCAGUUGCACUUGCAGAGGUUCACCACUUCACAUCUGAGAGGAUUGUUUCACUAGAAAUCAUGUCUGAAAUUUCAGAAGACCGGGAGAAAAUAAAAAAAGGCUUGAAAAUGGCACUGGAAUGUGUGGCUUCUAUUUCUUCAGCUGCUGCUGUAGUUAAUCCUAUAUUUGGUUUAGCAGGAUCCAUAAUCAGAGUUGUUCUCCACAAUAUAGACGAUGAGGAUAUCAACACACUAAAGCGAGAAUUUAAAAGUGUUCACUCUGGGUUAGAUAAAAUUUCCCAGCAAAAUAAGAGAACAUUAAUGCAGAUCCAGAAAGAAACUCUGGAUGGCCAAUAUUCCCGAAUAGAGGAGAACAUCAAAAAUCAGUUUCGGAAAUUCAUGGAAAUUGUGGAGGCUAAACCUGAGCAGAAAGAGCAGAAAAAAAAUAAAUUUGAGGAAAGCUUUGCAAAUGAUGAUGGAGAUCAGAAUUUACAUACACUCUAUGAUGGAGUGAUGGGAAAGCCCAAACUGUUCAGCAAACCAAUUCUGGAAGUGUACAUGAAAUUCUCAAGUGGCGAUCGUCGGAUUAUGGAGCCUCUGUGCACACGAUUGACGUACUUGUUCUGCAUUGGUCUCAUUGCCCUGAUGGGUUAUACAGCUAUCAUUGAGGAUGAUGAGGAUGAGAUCCGAGAAGACUGGGGAAAGAAAAUGGAAGAUGUACAGCGGCAAAUGCAAACUGUGUUGAGCGCCUGCCAUUAAGCAAAAGUAUUGUUUGACCAAAAGAGACAUGAUGCAAAUAAACUGUCAUCAGAAAAAUGAAGAGAAAAAAUCUACUGCUUGUCAUUUCUAAAUGGAUGCUUUAGUGAGGAAUGCAGAAAAAACUUUGACCAGCAAAUAGUACAAAACUUGGCUUGUCUGACGUGAAACAACCUUUAAAUUUAAAUGUAUUUACACUGCAUCAACAGAUAAUCAGUAUAUGUCAAGUAUCUGUAUAGCUAAAAUACACAUAAACACACUGUGAGAAGUCAUGUGGUUGCUUAAUACUAUUUCAGUUUACACAUAUGUUCAUAAAGUGUACGCUGCUAUUUUAAUCAAAUGCUCUUCUGCCUGGUGAAAAGUCCAGCCUUUACUUUACAACAAUGGCAUCAGGCUUUUCUCCAAUCUUUUUCUGUAAUCAUGCAUUCUGUUUAACCAUUGCUAUGGAUUAUUGACCUGUUCCUUUGCAAAAAGGGAAGAAAAACAUACUUUUCCAACUUUAUGUAAUAUGCUUGUAUACAUUUAUUUUAUUUACAUAUGCAAACAUGCACUUGUUAUAGAAAAUGAGAUUAUCCUUUAAAUCACUUUACAUAAUGAGUGACCAUUUUGUGGACUUUGUACACAGCACUAAUUGCAGAUAUCUGAGCUCCAGUUUGUACAGUAAUUUGCCAUGUAUUGUUUUAUUUCCUCAGUUUGUUCAGCUUCAUUAUUAAUAAUAAUAAUAUGCCUAACAGCACAGGAAACAUGUACUUAAGUCAAGCUGAGCCCAAAACUGGCGCUUCCUAUUUCCUGUAAGUUUCCACAUGAGCUAAAUAUAUACAUUUUUUUUUUUUUUCUGGAUAAACGUAAUGUAAAAUCACAUACAUAAAAGCAAUGAUGUCCAUUUCAUUCUGUACUUUUUUUUUUUUUUUUUUAAAUUAAUUGAAAAAGAAAAAUUUAUUAAUAAAACAAAGCUAAUAGUACUCUGAUCCAGUAUUUCUGGGAAGUUAGUGUUAGGUUUGCACUAGCAUAUUGCCUACAUUGCUGUGCAUAUAUUUUUUUAAUAGAAACAAACUUUUAAAUAUCUACACUUUCACUCCAAAUGUAAAAUUAUCAAGGUGAAUUAAGUUUGUUCCAUUUAUUUUAUUUUGCCAUUGUCUGUCACAUCCUUUCUAUCAUUGCUAUUCGUAUCCCUGAGUGCAGUCAUAUCUGCAGUUAGCAGGUCUGUACAUUAAUAUUACAUUCUAUUUGAUAAAUCACAAUUUACAAUACUCAAAGUACCAAAAACAGGCUACUUUAAAUUGGCUGUAGAUAUGUGCAAUGUUUUUAGACUUGCAACAAAGGGGUUAGGGGGUUAUGUGACCUGCUCAGGAGCAGACUGGAAGUCAGACAAUAUAAAGACCCAGAGCCCCAUGUGUUCAAAGGCCAGUGCCAUAGCCCCCACACCGUCUUUUUCCUGUCAUAGUCUAAUAAUAAUUUAGUCUAAUAUUCAUAGUUUAAUAAUUAAACCAAAGAUGUUAGCAUUUGGAUACCUGGUGAUUCUGUACUGUGGAUAUGUUAGUGGGCCCUGUGAUAGAGUGGUCCCCUGUCCAGAACCAUUUCCUGCCAUGCUGCAGUGAUAGGCAUCAGCCCUCUGUGACCCUGGAAUGGAUUAAGUGAAUUUGUUAAAAGUAAGUCCACUAAAAUAGAUUGUACUCUAAUGAAAAAAAUAUUUUUAUAAAGUAAGGUAAAAGCCUUUAGUCUAAUUUUCUAUUCAGUUCAGGCCAUAGCUGUGGAGUUGGACUCGAUUCUACACACUAUUGGCUGAAACAAGCCCUGGUUGGAAGUGCCAUUCCUUCAUAGGAAACACACACACACCCUCAUAUGUGAACAAUUUUCGGUCCCUUUCAUAUUCUGGAAGUAAAAGGGCCCUGAAAUACGCAAAACAGAGUUUGGAGAACAUCUAAGCCUGGAGAGCUAUACAGUACGUGAGAGUGACACUACAAGUGGCACAACUGGAUCCCAAACAAAACUAUCUUCUCAAAAAUGAAGUCUUGGCUCUUUAAUGUGAUAAUUGUGUUGAGCCUCUUGCUUUGAAGUGAGGUCUUAUGUAGGAAUGAUGCACUUUACAGUAAUUUUGCCUUUAACCUCUAACUAGCUGUAACAUGUCCAACCUCUCCUAACGUGAGCCUGUUUUGUCAGUUUAUUUCAAGCACUAGUUCACUGCAUAGGUUUCUGUAAACAUUAAAAUGGAAACUUCUUUCAAAGUGGAUAUACAGUACAUAAAUACUGUUAACCUUUAAAGACCUGCUUUUUAUUACACGUUUUCCAUCUUUGAAUUAACCUUCAGUAUCAAACUGCAUUCCACAUUAGAUGCAUGUCACAUUUUGUGAGGCGGUGGUAAUCUUUGUUAUUUACUUCAAACAUCAGUAAUAAUCAGUUAAUUGUAAGCUAAAGACAACAAUAUCUGCAAUUGAAGCAAAUGUCAUGCAAUGAUAAAGCAUACCUUGCUAGUCUUGUGUGUUGCAGCUUGCAUGUCUUUAUAAAAUGUGGGAAACAUCAGCUAAAUGUGCUAUAGAAAAGUUACAAUACAUUUUAAACUAUUUGUAUUUAAACAUAUUAAAAUAUACAUAUAUAUAUUUAUGCAGCUUAUAGCUAAUCUCAUUGACCUAUGUAUAAAUACAGCUGCCUUAUUCAAUAUGCUGGUACUGUUACUUAUAUAAAUGCAUAAAAGCUUAAUUCUGUAAUAUCUGAACUCGGCUCGUUGUUUUUUUCCAGCUUGAAUUACUACAUCUUCUUUAGAACAGAAUUUUGUCCCUGCUUGCUGUUUUAUCAAAACUAUUUUUAAAUUUCAGCUGCAUCCUUGGCAAUUGUAAUAGCUAAAAUAUUAUGAGUGUCUUAAUGAAUUUUUGUUGCCUGUUAUUAAUAAAAUAAAUCUUAUUCAUUCAUUUUUAUAAUACCUUUCCAAAUGUAGCAAAGUUUGAAGCCAUGGAUAUGCUUAUGCUGUGAGUUGUGAGAUUUUAUCAUAUUUAGUCUUCAUAGCCGAUUUCAUUUGGAAGAAAAUUAAUAAAACUACAGCAUUUAACAUUUCUGUUUUAGACAUGAGCAUUCAUUUAAACUACCAUUGCUAUAAAAUAAAUUGUACUGAUAAUCUU